CUGACCACCUGAGAUUAAUCCCAUGGGGCCCGCGCGGUGUAAGGAAAGAACUGAUUCCUAAAAGCUGUCCUACACAGACAAAAAUAAAUAACCGUAAAAAAAUAAUUAAAAGAUGUCCAUUAAGAAAUCCCUAGCAUCCCUAACGUUCCUCAUUCCGUUUCCUGGCAAGUCUGACAUCGCAAGCACACACUCUAACUCUGCCCCCUCCACGAGGGACCUCGGGUGUCCCUAGACUCCCAGGCCUGAGAAUAGCCAAAAGGAUGAGCCUCUGAGGUAGCUGUCGAGGCGAUCCCUCCGCAGCGGACAGCGACACACUCUGGCGCCUCAACUCUGCUUCUCUCCGGAUCCGUCACGCUGGACCCCAUCUGCAACUCGCCAAGUCCUCGCGACCGAGCCGCCCCUCGGGAGCCCCGGCUCCCGGGGUCUGCGUUUCUUGGGCGGAGCCGAGUGAAAGGUUUCUCUGGACCACCGCCCCAGCGGGCCCGUUACAUCACUGACGCGCGAUCCGAUCCCCUCCUGGCGGGCUGGGGAUUCUCCCGGGACUCCCGCCAGCGCCAAUCAGGUCUCUAGGCACCUGCCCCCAUCCCCGGCCACCUGGAGGAGCUGGGAGGCUCCGGGCUGGGUAGCCGGCCAGCCGACUCGGAGCCGGGGCGGGCGGAGCGGCCUCACGUGGGCCGGCCCGGCCACCGGCGCCGGGAGGAAGGCGCGCAGAGCCCGGGGCAGCGCCUCCGGAGAGCCACGGAGGAGAGCGGCAGCCCGGGCCGGGGAACCCACGAGACGGUUACCCGCGCGGAGGGCGCGGGACGGCGCGGCGGACGGACCGCAGGGCUCCCGCUGUGGAUGUGCCCGGCGCCGGAGCGCUGUCGAGGGCGCCCGAACACCCAGCACGGACCGAUGAUGCCCUCGGCCAGGAUGGAUCCCCAGCUGCUGUCUGCUCAUGUUCAGCCGGCAUGACUGCUCCAGCUGUUUCCUGUCCUCGUUCCCUUCACUGAAUAGUUUGAUGGGGCGCCGGGCGGAUGACAGCGGGAACAGUUGUGAUCACUGGCGGAAUCCUAGCUACAGUGAUCCUCCUCUGUAUCAUUGCUGUCCUGUGCUACUGUAGGCUCCAGUACUAUUGCUGCAAGAACAGCACAGAUGCCGAGGAUGCAGAGGAGGAGGAGGAAGAGGAGGAGCACGACCUCUCCAUCCAUCCCCGAGCCCCCACCUGCAAUGCCUGCAGCUCCCAAGUCCUGGACGGCAGAGGCAGCCUGGCACCCCUCACCAGCGAGUCCUGCAGCCAGCCAUGUGGGGUGGCCAGCCACUGUACCACUUGCUCCCCGUACCACACCCCCUUUUACAUACGGACAGCUGACAUGGUGCCCAAUGGGGGUGGAGGCGAGAGGCUCUCCUUUGCUCCUACACACUACAAAGAGGGGGGAACCCCAUCCCUCAAACUGGCAGCACCCCAGAGUUACCCGGUGACCUGGCCAAGUUCUGGGCAUGAGGCCUUCACUAAUCCAAGGGCUAUUAGUACAGAUGUAUAAUCCUUUCACCCUGAUCUAACACACACCCAACACUGCUGUCCCAGCAGGAGCAAUGGAGUGGUGAAGGGAACACUCCGAUAGCCCCCUCCCUCCCCAGGAACCAUCUCAGUUUCUCUGGCUUCCAUAGCAGAGGGUUCACAAGGAUGUGAACUAUUGAAUGCAUGAGGACCAGGGCAGGACCCAUCUCCAGCCCUGUGGCCCGGAGGUGGAGCCUGAGAAGUCUACAAUGUCCCCGGUUUCUCCAUGCCACACCCCUUCCAGCAAGCCCAAACCCUUUGCUUUCCUGGGCUCCGUAAAAGAGAACCAGGGAAAGCUAGGCAAAGGCUGGUGAGGCUUCCAGAGACCUUGUGAAAUCAAGUAGGCGUGCCUAGAGGGAGUGGACCAAGAGGGAAUGGUGAGAACUAGACAUUCUGGAAUUUGAGAGGAGACAGAAAAACGUGUUAAAGGAUCCCCUCACAGUUUGCUUGCUGGAAUGCAUCCAUGAGCUAACUUACACUCUAUUUUUUACUCAGUUUGCCUUCUCCAAUAUGUAUAUUGAGUUCUGGAAACACCACAUCUGCUACCUAGCCCCUCAAAUUGACAUCAAAUUGACACUGAGUGCCACAGCACACAGCUGAUUAUGGGGACUAGAGCAAGAAGAGUCUAUAUAACCUUGUUUCCCCUUCAAGUCCUUUCUUAUGUCUCCUGCCAGAGAACCUUUUCCGGGUUUUAAUCACUAGAGUUCUAGAAGCCUAGUACUGAUUAUCCCUGUUCCUCCAUGCUUAACCACAGGUGUAGAUUCGGCCCUAUGAGUGUGUGGGUGGAUGCCCAUUCCUGAGGGUAGGGGGCCGUACCCUCUCAUGUACUCAUCACCAUCAGCAGCCAUGUGGCUUUACCUCCUUCAAGAGCUGCAGAGCAGAAAGGUCCAGGGUACCAACAAGAAAGAAAAAUAUUGCCCUCUAGCAGCUGGACCAAAAAGGCAGUUAAAGUGGCCAGUCUCCAUGGCAACCAGAAGAAGGGACCUGAGGUAAUGCUGCAGCGGUUAAAUUUCCACAAACCUGCGCAAGCUCCUCUAGAGGAUGGUGCACCUACCCCUUGAGCGCCCAUCUGUGAUGUGACAUUAUGAACAGGACCAUUUUAUUCCAUCAGGAGCCAUGCCCUUCUCUCCUGAGCUGGGGGUGGGGUGCGGGGCCUGGCUCCUGAAGGUUGGCUGUGUCUUAGUAAGUAGACCUAAUGCUUGCCUGCCCUCUUUUGGCCCCCUAACUCCCCAGUCUCAUGUUGAUGAGCUAGUUUGCAGUCUUACUCUAGUCUCAAGUCCCCCCACCCCCCAUUUAUCACCCAGCAGUGGCCUUAUGUGUUUCUAUUGUUGUUUAUUUGUUUUGUUUGGCUUAGAUCUUUUUUUUUUUUUUUUUUUUGGUAAGUACUGGUGAUAAGUGCUCCAGUUACUGCUGUGAUCAAGGGUCACUGUCCCCACUUCUAAGGGUUAACUCCAGAAUCUCAUGAUGCUGUGGAGGGUGAGCCAAGAGAAGGGCUGGUCCUUCUCCUGAAAUCUUGGCUGGUUUGACAGAAAGCAGGAUGCACCUCUCAUCAUCAAGUGUAGAUAAUGAACGCUUGGUUAAGAAGCAGAAGACUCGCUCUGGCCACAUUGUGUUCACUCCUGAGACCUGGCUAUCUUCAUCCAGUCAGGUUAUCUUCACUGAGACUUACAUUUUUCUCCAGGGAGGCAAAGCUUGCCUAGGUGGACUAAAAACGUCCCUUACUGUUCUACAAAUCCAAGACUUCUUAGAAAGACCUGCUAGUCAGUCUUUCCUCUUGCCGUCAUCCUGGCCUGGGCUGUAUUAACUCUCCAGCAGUCUGAUCUGGGCACAGGAACAUUUGUUGUGAGCUGGAAACCACAAAAGGGGUGGGAGAAAGCUCACACAAUUAGAAGACAAAGUCAUUUCAAUUGCUGCUGAAAGGCAAACAAGUCAGACCUAGGGCUGUAUCUCUGCUGAGUUCUUGCUGGGUUUACACAAGGCCCAGGGCUCAUAAAACCUAGCAUGGUGGGCAUGACUCUAAUUCCAUCAUUCCAGAGAUAGAGGAAGGCAGGCAGGAGUUGCUCAGUCAUCUUUGGCUACAUACGAAGUUCAAGGUCAACCUGGGCUACCUGAGACCCUAUCUCAAAAACAACAAAAUGUUUGUUCAGCCCCUAACUGAGCAGCCUCAAAUGGCAAGCACUGCCACAGGAAGCCACCUCAGGAGUAUUAACGAGAUGUCCCCCUGUGCAGAGGGGUGGCUCCGCAGCUCCGGCACACCCAUCUCCACCAUCUGCCCAUCCUGGGACACGCGCAACCUUUGACUUGCUGCUGGGCAUGGCAGCAAGUCCCACUUCCUCACCACCAGCCCAGUGCCUUGCUCUCCUGUGGUUCCAACAGCUAUGACUUCCUUCACCCCACAUAACAAUGCCAUCAUCGUACAAAUGCCUUUGGGUAAACCGAGACAACCCAGCCAACUGUAACCCACUUGUGUAGUCGGGGCCUCUGGGUAACAAAGUACCCUUUGCCUUUGUGUCUCCUGUAGCUUUCUCAGCUUAAGCCACAAGUCAAGAUCUGGAUCCCAGGUGUCAGAGGGGAGGUGGAACACACCUUCCCUUCAGCCCACACCGUUUGAGGCCCAGGCUCCACCCUAGGCUGCAGGUCGGUCACCUGACCCCCUCACUCUUCACUGUAGCAAUGUGAGCUCCAUCCUGGGGAAGAGAAAGGUCACCCAACUUGGCUAUCCUGUCCCUUUAGCUGUUGAGUCUACCAUGAGACACAGUUUGUACACUCUUCAAACUGAACCGUAAACAGGAAGAGAAGGAGGAGGGGUCAGGGAAUAGCCCGUCCUCUCCACGGUCCUUCUCCGCGUCACUCCACUUCUCCUGCUGCAGAUUUCUUGUCUUGCAUCUUUGAUAUCUUGGAACACAACCAAGCGAAUGUCAAAAUAAACGAGAGAUUUUAAAUAGAAAACCCAGAGGGUCUUGCAUUCUUUCCCCGGGGAGGGGCAGCCGUGCAUGGCGUUAAAAUGAUACUCAUUUGAACACCCAAAGUAUCCGGAAUCUACUCACUUCUUUUCCUCUUUUACCUACACAUUAACAAAGCUCUCACUUUAUUGCAAGGUAAUCCUCUUUGCUGAGUCAGUAUUCACAACUAGGGAGGGUUUCCUGUUUCUUAGAAAAGGGCUUUAAGUGUGUUAGAGAUAAGUUCCGGGGUAUAAAGAAAGAGACCACAACUCCAGCUGAAGUGCCCGGAGAAGGCAAUGUUCACUAUUCUGAGGAGCGAGCACACCCAGACAGGAAGCUCCUUUGGUUUUUAUUCUCACUCAAGGGGUGACUGUCUUUUCCCCAUUGCCUGGGAUCUUCACAGUCUUAUUCAGUUGUCUAGUCUAAAAAGAAUUAGUGUUCCAGAACUGAAAGGGGAAGAAGGAAAGGAUCACUUCUUCAAGGAAAAAAGGGGCCACUUGCUGCUCAGGCUUUCACUUAACAGAAAACAGCAUGACCUUUGUGUAAACAAAUAUUUUACUGGGUGGAAAGGUUAUUAAAAUUUUUUGUAUAGAAGUCCUACUUGGUGGGGGAAAUAAAAAGAUGUGAA
Messenger RNA from Meriones unguiculatus (Mongolian gerbil), 5110 nucleotides. Its product is annotated as protein FAM163A. The transcript is spliced from 5 exons. The record is from RefSeq and is a predicted model, not a curated record. NCBI's taxonomy places the organism in Eukaryota, Metazoa, Chordata, Mammalia, Rodentia, Muridae. Bases 1017 to 1523 code for a protein of 168 amino acids.